Molecule: messenger RNA, 3405 nt
Organism: Acanthosepion pharaonis
Lineage: Eukaryota; Metazoa; Mollusca; Cephalopoda; Sepiida; Sepiidae
Source: the annotation of a GenBank genome assembly
AUGCCUUCCAGAAGUACCUUCCACAUAUACCUUCCAGAAAUACCUCCCACGUAUGCCUUCCAGAAAUACCGCCCACAUAUACCUCCCAGAAAUACCUCCCACGUAUGCCUUCCGGAAAUACCGCCCACAUAUAGCUUCCGGAAAUACUGCCCACAUAUAGCUUCCGGAAAUACCGCCCACAUAUACCUUUCAGAAAUACCGCCCACAUAUACCUCCCAGAAAUACAUCCCACGUAUGCCUUCCAGGAAUACCUCCCACCUUCCGGAAAUACCGCCCACAUAUACCUCCCAGAAAUACCUCCCACAUAUGCCUUCCGGAAAUACCACCCACAUAUACCUCCCAGAAAUACCGCCCACAUAUACCUCCCAGAAAUACCUCCCACGUAUGCCUUCCAGAAAUACCGCCCACAUAUACCUUUCGGAAAUACCGCCCACGUAUAUCUUCCGGAAAUACCGCCCACAUAUAGCUUCUGGAAAUACCGCCCACAUAUACUUCCCAGAAAUACCUCCCACAUAUGCCUUCCGUAAAUACCACCCACAUAUACCUCAAAGAAAUACCGCCCACAUAUACCUCCCAGAAAUACCUCCCACGUAUGCCUUCCAGAAAUACCGCCCACAUAUACCUCCCAGAAAUACCUCCCACGUAUGCCUUCCAGAAAUACCGCCCACAUAUACCUUUCGGAAAUACCGCCCACAUAUAGCUUCCGGAAAUACCGCCCACUUAUACCUCCCAGAAAUACAUCCCACGUAUGCCUUCCGGAAAUACCGCCCACAUAUAUCUCCCAGAAAUACCUCCCACGUAUGCCUUCAAGAAAUACCGCCCACAUAUACUUCCCAGAAAUACCUCCUACCCUGCAGAAGAUUGAACACACCGGAUGGCGAUGCUGCCUUCUGGAACGAUGCAAAAAGCGUAAAUUGGACAUGCACAUAUCCCCCUCCCGAUCCGCGUCCACCUUCGCGAUUUUUCACUCUUUUAACCUUUCACUCUCCCUCUCUAUUCCUAUUUCUCCCUCUCUUUCUACCUUUUACUCUCCCUCUCUAUACCAAUCUCUCCCUCUCUAUCCCUAUCUCUCCCCCUCUUUCCACCUUUCACUCUCCCUCUCUAUCCCAAUCUCUCCCUCUUUUUCCACCUUUCACUCUCCCUCUCUUUUUACUUUUUACUCUCCCUCUCUAUACUAAUCUCUCCCUCUCUAUCCCUAUCUCUAAUUCUUUCCAUUUUCACUCUCCCCUCUAUCCCAAUCUCUCCUCUUUUUCCACCUUUCACUCUCCGUCUCUAUUCCUAUUUCUCCCUCUCUUUCUACCUUUUACUCUCCCUCUCUAUACCAAUCUCUCCCUCUCUAUCCCUAUCUCUCCCCCUCUUUCCACCUUUGGCUCUCCCCCUCUAUCCCAAUCUCUCCCUCUUUUUCCACCUUUCACUCUCCCUCUCUAUUCCUAUUUCUUCCUCUCUUUCUACCUUUUACUCUCCCUCUCUAUCCCAAUCUCUCCCUCUUUUUCCACCUUUCACUCUCCCUCUCUAUUCCUCCCUCUCUUUCUACCCUAUCUCUCCCCCUCUUUCCACCUUUCACUCUCCCUCUGUAUCUCUCCCUCUUUUUCCACAUUUCACUCUCUCUCUUUCCCUAUCUCUCCCUCUCUUUCCACCUUUCACUCUCCCUUUCUGUCCAUCUCCCUCCUUCUCUUUCCACCUUUCACUCUCCCUCUCUAUCCCUAUAUCUCCCUCUCUUUCCAUCUCUCCCAUCUAUUUCUCACGAAUGCACACAAACGAGUAUACAUCCUCCAUACAGACGCGCACGCCUGGCGCUGUGAAUUCUUUAUUUCUCUUAUAUCGUUUAUCUACCUUCUCCCCACCUCUCGUUACCUCAUUUUCGCGUUAUUUCUUUUCAUUGAAUUCUCUGCCAAUGUCUUACGCAAUCUUCCUUCUUUGCCAGCUCAUCAAUUUAGCGUGUUUGAACUCCAUUCGCCCUUACUGACAUGUUCUUCCUUCCCUAAUCGAUGUCUGUUAAGAUUACUUUUGUCUGCCACAGUUUAUUCUUCUUCUUUAUAUGCCGUGUCCUUUCGGGACUCCAUCAGCAAUUUUACCAAGACUGUAACACUGACCAGCGGAAUCGGCGAGGAAAUGCGCUUCUCAGUUAGUGUCUGGGCACACCAUAAUUCCUUUCUUCCUAUUUCUUUUGAUUUUCACUCACCUCGUGAUCAUUUUCUUUCUUUCUUUCUUUCUUUCUUUCUUUCUUUCUUUCUUUCUUUCACAUUUGCUCCCACUUUCUUUUUCCAUAUUUUUCUUUCUUUCUUUCUUUCUUUCUUUCUUUCUUUCUUUCUUUCUUCAUCCUGCUUGUUAUUUUCUUAUGAAGAAUUCUUUCUUUCUUUCUUUCUUUCUUUCUUGCUUGCUUGCUUUCGUUCUUUCUUUCACAUUUGCUCUCACUUUUGGAUUCCCGAGUUUAAAAUCGACAUCUAUCUAUCUAUCUAUCUAUCUAUCUAUCUAUCUAUCUAUCUAUCUAUUUCAGUCAGUUUCUAUCUAUCUAUCUAUCUAUCUAUCUAUCUAUCUAUCUAUCUAUCUAUCUAUCUCAGUUUUCGAAACUUCCAGAUCCCAACAGACGUACCAGCCCUUCACCUGAAACUUGCUUCUCUUUCCCACUCCUUUCUAUCAACGCAACCAUCCGUUUUUAUCUCCUUUCUUUUGCUACGGACACACUAUUUCUUCGGACACAUUAUCACUGCAGGACAGAAUUUGCCUUACAUUUUUAAUGACAGUUCUCUGACCACUCCUACGCACUUCUCUCUACCCAACCUUCUCCUCCACCCUCCUUAUUUUUCUUCUUUUCCUCCUCCUCCUUAUUCUUCUUCAAUAUUUCUUUCUUUCGUUCCUUUCUUUCUUUCUUUCUUUCUUUCUUUCUUUCUUUUUUCUUUCUUUCUUUCUUAUUCGGAACCUUUUUUCAUUUAUUCUUUUUCCAUUUCAUCGCCAUUCUUCAGCAUUUUAAUUUCUCCCAAAUUUCCUUCGUUAUUUAUAUUUUUAUUAUUUUCCAUUCUUUUUACUCCUCUCAUUUCUUCUUCUUCUUCUCAUCAUCAUCAUCAUCAUCAUCAUCAUCCUUUUCUUUUCAUCAUCAUCAUCAUCAUCAUCCUUUUCUUCUUCUUCACUUUUAUUUUUUUUCUCUCCUUGUUUACGUAUUUUUCGAUAGAUUUAUUUAUGUCUUUUCUUUCUUUCUUUCUUUCUUUUCUUUUAACAUUUUCCAUUUCCUUUUUCAUUUUUCAUUUUUUCUUUCUUUUCAUUUCAUUCUAUUUUCUUUUCAUUCUUUCAUUCUUUCUUUCUUUUAACAUUUCAUUCCUAUUUUCUUUUUCAUUCUUUCAUUCUUUCUUUCUUUUAACAUUUCAUUCCUAUUUUCUUUUUCAUUCUUUCAUUCUUUCUUUCUUUUAA